Messenger RNA from Aspergillus mulundensis, 1419 nucleotides. Its product is annotated as 3'-5' exonuclease. Gene Ontology annotation, molecular function: nucleic acid binding; 3'-5' exonuclease activity. Gene Ontology annotation, biological process: nucleobase-containing compound metabolic process. Bases 1 to 1419 code for a protein of 472 amino acids. Gene Ontology annotation, cellular component: nucleus; cytoplasm. The record is from RefSeq and is a predicted model, not a curated record. NCBI's taxonomy places the organism in Eukaryota, Fungi, Ascomycota, Eurotiomycetes, Eurotiales, Aspergillaceae. The transcript is spliced from 2 exons.
AUGAAACGAUCAUUUAGUGAACAGUCUGAGCCUCGAACACCGCUCGCUGAAGUUCAAAGCAAUGGUGACUCUCGCAACAACAUCUUACAGAACACAAACACCAGGCAAGCUCCAUGGAAGCAGCAAACAUCGGCAGCCUCGAAACCUUCAGGCAAUGCUGUAACGCAUUACUGGAGCCACAGGCUAUAUAAGACUGAAGAGGGGAAACCGAUCAUGGUCCAUUACUGCAAUUCUCGAGCCACGGCCGAAAAGGUGGCUCAAUUCUUCGUUAACGAGCCCGUGUUAGGGUUUGACAUGGAAUGGCAAGCUGGUGCUACUACGCACUGUAGCAUCCAGGAAAAUUUAUCCACUAUCCAACUUGCCAGCCGGAACAAAAUCGCACUUUUUCACAUAGCACGCUUUAGGCCGAAUUUGAGUCUAGACCACCUCGUGCCACCAACACUCAAAACUAUCCUGGAAAACUCGGAUAUCACGAAAACAGGAGUGAACAUCAAGGGUGACUGCACGCGUCUGCGGAAGUACCUCCAAAUCAACGCCCGGGGUACCUUUGAGCUGAGCCAUUUGUAUAAGCUCAUUAAGUACUGCCGAACCAACCCCCAGCUUAUUAACAAGUAUCGCGUCAGUUUGGCCGACCAGGUCGUAGAACACUUGGGGCUUCCAUUAGCGAAAGAACUCGACGUGCGGUGCAGUAACUGGCAAAAGCCCAUCACGGCCCAGCAAGCUCAUUAUGCUGCCGCUGACGCCUAUGCCGGCUAUCAGCUUUUCGUGGUCAUGGAUGCGAAGCGAAAAGCUAUAAAUCCGGCGCCACCGCUCCCUUAUCAUGACGAACUAAAUCUCGCAAUACGGUUGAAAGAGGAGACUGAGCCGGUAAAGGACAUCGACCCUGGUGAACUAUACGCCGCGGAGUUUACGACCAUGAAGAAAGCUAGGAAGCCCAGGCAGACACGGACAAAGGACUUCGAACCGACAGCGGGCCUCGAUUUGAUUGAUAUGGUACCCGAAUCUGCAGAGACAAAGCCUAGGGCGUCCAAAAAGCGCAUUCAGACCUUCAAGUAUGCCGACGACCCUUCAUUCCAGAUAGUCAAGGGGGCUGGGAAGCCCAGGAAGCGUAACCAGUCCGUUGAAUCCGACGAUGAGUCCGAUUUCGAGACUAUGGAGAGCCCCGAGCAUCCUGCGAGGCGUGCUCAAAGUACAGUUUCUGCGAUUGAAACUGAGAUCACGCCUGUUAAGAGGAAGGUUGGGAGGCCAAGGAAGAUCGCACCAAGCGUUGACUCUGCGGAUGUUGCCGAUAUACAACCUGUGAAGAGAAAGGUUGGGAGGCCGAGAAAGCGCGCGCUGAGUGUCGACGCUGCCGACGAUCCUCAUGUUAAGCCUGUCAAUAAGCCCGUGGUGACUAGGCGGCGAUCGGCGAGCAUCUAG